Messenger RNA from Nymphalis io (European peacock), 1692 nucleotides. RefSeq names its product folliculin (gene BHD). Gene Ontology annotation, biological process: negative regulation of transcription by RNA polymerase II; positive regulation of GTPase activity; positive regulation of TORC1 signaling. The record is from RefSeq and is a predicted model, not a curated record. Lineage: Eukaryota; Metazoa; Arthropoda; Insecta; Lepidoptera; Nymphalidae. The coding region runs from base 210 to 1511 and encodes 433 amino acids. Gene Ontology annotation, molecular function: GTPase activator activity. The transcript has 7 exons. Gene Ontology annotation, cellular component: cytosol.
UAUGUGUUUAAUCACUUUAAUAAUUUUUAAGAAUCUAUAAGGAACAUAUAAGUAUUACAUACGAUAUAUUUUGUGAUGCAAACUUUACUAAAAUUAUACAUAAAUUCAAUUGAUAUAAAUGAAAUCAAACUUAAUAGUUUGCAAGUAGCAGUGUAGUUAGUUUUUGUUUCACCUUAAUUUUUUUAUUCUGUACUAUAUUUUAUGAAAUAAUGAAUGCUAUUGUUGGUUUGUGCCAUUUUUGUGAAGCUCAUGGACCUCGACCAUUAUUCUGUACAUUUACAACAGAUAAUGAGACACACAUAACUGAGUCGUCGAAUUGCGCAGUUCAAUGUAGUGGAUGCACUUCUGUAGGACCUGAAACGGUUUUUGUAUCAAGAGAUGAUGAUGGUAUAAUAUUCUGUAGCCGAGAGACAGUUCCUAAUGCUGAUGUUACUGCUUUCUUAAGACAGGCAGCUCUACGCAGUAUUACUUGUGAAGUAAGUUGGAGCAAAGAAGGUGGAGUGGUUUACUUCAGUGAUACCCAAGGACAUGUCUUGAGUUUAAUGUUUCAUUUGAAAGAUACAAGGGCAAGGGGUCUUAAAAGAUUAUUCUCAAUAGUUGUUCUAAUGAAAGAUAAAAUGUUGCUUCUCAAUAUAACACCAGUACUUUCUGAACACAUGCAGAAAAUUGCAAAGCAACUUCAACUUUCAGCAGAAAUGGUGUAUGAUAAUGAGCAGAGUAUCUGUUCUCAAAGAGCAUUGAGGCUAAAAACAGGGAGAAAUGAUUUUGGCCAGUCUAGAUCUCUCACACAACUCACAGGAGAUGAUGAUAUUUUUAAAAAACUCCAUUCUCAUUUCACAUGGAUGCUAAGGACGGGAGCAGUAACCUAUUCAGAAACACUAUAUACAAGUCAAGAUUUACUUACAAAGUUAAACCCUCAAAUGACAAAUGGGACAAUAUUUGAUAAAAAUGCUUGUUCGCUGACAGAUAAUGAGGAUAGUAUGCCUUUGAGAGAACUAGAAAAUUUACUAACACAUGCUGUGUUUAGGAUAAUUCUAUAUUGUACUUUAAUAGGAAUAAAUAUUGAAAUCAAAUGUCAACAAACAGAUCCAUCAAAGAUAAUUAAUAGUUUAUCAAGAUUAUUGCCAAGCUCAAAUAACCAAACUAGUCUCAAGAUCAGACCAAUAAAUCUGGUUCCCGUUACACAGUCUCCAGAUGUUUGUAUUUUAGAAGAAACCGAUGACAGUAAUUUCACUUGCAAAUGGAGUGGGACAUUACCAACUAAAUGUCCUACUUUGAUGAACAAAAUAAUGAAUGCUAUGACAAAUACAAAAUUCAAUGAUGUGGUUUUACAUCAACAUAUUAAGUCCUUAACAGCAGAAUGGUUAGGAAUUGCUAAUACAAUCAAGAUGGCUUUAUAUUCUGCUGGAAAGCCAGAUGCAGUUACCAAGUUGAAACAAAUAUUAGGAGUCUCACCCAAAGACGAAUUAUUAGUGAAUUAUUGGUCACAAACAUUCUCGUUUAUGAUAUGAUUAUGAAAAUAUUUAUAUACAAAUUGUUAUUAUUAAAUUAUUUUUCAAUAUUAUUACAUAACAUUUAUAAUCCUUAUAAUAAUUUUGAAAAUAGUAUAUAUUGGUUUAAGUAUUUGAUAAUUUUAAAAUCAAAUUAUUUCUAUAAUUACGAACAUUAUAAAAUAGACAUUUUAAAGGCAUU